Messenger RNA from Brugia pahangi, 4044 nucleotides. The record is from the annotation of a GenBank genome assembly. Lineage: Eukaryota; Metazoa; Nematoda; Chromadorea; Rhabditida; Onchocercidae.
AUGAAGAUGCGUCCGGAAACAACGUGCAGAAAGAAUCAUUCGAGUGAGAAUAUCGAAAUGAUGGGAAAAUACCGGCUGUGGAUGCUGAAAGCUGAUGUUGGUGAAGCUGUUGCCGGUUCCCCAUGUUCCGAUGAACUCAUUCAUCAGGAGAAUCUUUUCCAGAUGCUAAAGAAAAAAUCACUGAAUCCGAAAUGGAUCACAAGCAAAGAUUGUUUAGAACGAAAAUUCGAAUGUGACGAUUUCUACGUGCUGCCUAUUUUCAGGGGCAAAGUGUUUAGCCGUUUGAUUUCUUUGAAAUGCAGGGUAUACGGAACAUUAGCACUCAUAACAUGUCUGAAAAAAAAAGAGCGUCUUCCAAAACGGCACUCUCCUGUUUGGUCUACAACUUUGCAGGAUUCCAUUGUGUGCUUUAGUGGAAUCGAGAUGAAAAUACGGAAACAUCAAAUUUCGCUUGUGAAGAUGAUGGGUGGAACGAUUUCUAAAGCUUUCACAAAAAAAGUCACCCAUCUAGUUGCUGAUUCUCAGGAUACAAAAUCUAAAAAAUUUGUUACUGCUGUAGAUUAUGCAGUUCCAGUGCUGUCGGUCAGCUGGAUAUUUACUGCAUGGAAAAGUGCGAAAGCAUUUAAUGAAAGGAAAUACACUGAUGAACAAUUUAUCGGAGAACACAAACUCCAAAUUUUCGCUAAAUGUGUCAUAAGCUGCUCAGGUUUGGCUCCUCAAGAUCGUUCAACUCUUUCACAUCUUAUUGGAAAAAAUGGUGGUGUCUAUACAGGAAAUAUGAAAAGAAAUCAUUGCACUCAUUUAGUGACUGACUUAAAUUCGGGUGAGAAAUAUAAGAUUGCUCGAAAAUGGGGUUGGAAUCAGAUCAAGAUUGUUCGUUUGCGAUGGAUUACAAAAAGUUUGGAGAAGGGAUAUCGUCUUCCUGAAAGGCUCUAUGAAACCAGGAUCAAUUCCGCAAUUGAAUGUAGUACUCCACGAACUUCACAAUUUACGCAGUUUCAACCAUUUACAAAUCUAGAAAUUAGUGUCAUUCGUUGCUCAGCUGAUCAGAAGGAAACAAUGGAUUUAUCGAAAGAUAAUGGACUACCGUCAAACGCUAUUUCAGAUAUGCAUUUAGCGAAAAGUGAAAAUAGCGAGACGGAAUUAAGUAAACCAAUUGUCACCGAAAGUAAUUUGUUAAAAGUAAAGUCAUCACAACGAACGACGACGGAAAUCGAUCCUAUCAUUUUCUUCGACAUAGAUGCUCUUCGGUUUAAUGAUUUCAUGAGUAAUUGUAUCAUCUAUUUGUGUGGAAUAGAAGACGAAAAUUUUAAAAAAUACAAACACCUUACCAAUAAAGUUGGAUCAGGUCGGCGUGACAGACUUCUGUAUAAUGAUACAACUCAUGUAGUGGUUGGUCCACAAAGACUGGACUGGAAGCUGAUUAAAGAGCUCAAGGAAAAAGCACGUAGUAAUGUUAAAGUAGUUACGUCUGAAUGGUUGUUGGAUUGUGCCAAAGCGCAAAUGGUUUUGGAUGAAUCAAACUAUUUGAUUUUCAAACAAGAAAAAAGCAAUUUUGAACUCUUGCAACGUAGAUUCGGCGUUACGACUGUGAAAGAAGUUGGUUGCAGCGAGGAACCGAGAAUGAAAACCAUAUUGAAAAUUACUGAAAUAGGAACUAAACUGCUAGAUGAAGCAGCUGGGAUGUUAAAGAAUACCGAGCUGGAUUCUGCAGAGGAAAAUAUUGAGGGAAAAUCAGUAAACAAUGAUGAUGAAGAUGACUAUAGUGAUCAUCAAUUGUUCACUGGGUUGUCAUUUCGCAUCGUUGUUAAAAACGAAAAAGUUCGAGAAAAACUAUUUUCUGAUAUCGAAAAUCACGGGGGUAAGGUAGAACAAAAAACAGAAAUUUGGGUUGAUUAUGUAGUAUGUGAAGUGUUCAAUUUUCUCCUCAAUGACAGUGCAACAAAUUUCAAUUGUGAUAGUAUUGUUUCGUCGUUUUGGCUGCAAGAAUGUGUUGAAAAUGGUGCAAUAAUGAAUGCUGAAAAACAUCCACUUUAUCGACCCAUCGAAAUGUUCGAAACUUCUCAGAUUUUCGAUGGACACGUUGUUGGUUUGAGUAGGCUAUCUGAAUCUGAGAAGGAUAUUUUCACUGAUAUUCUAUACAAGUUCGGGGCGGACGUGAGAAAUCACUCGGGACAAAUCCAACAGUUAAAUGUGUGUACAGAAAUAAUAACAGGUGCUGAAACCGAUUGCACUAACUCUGCACGUCGUUGGCAAAUACCUGUCCUGGAUCCAUCUUGGAUUAUUGAAUCUAUAGUACAGAAUCAACUGCAACCAGUGCAGAUACAUUUAUUCCACGACCAACCUUACAAGAAUUAUAUGCGGAAGGAUCGAUUAUGGAUGCAUACUAAGCAACAAAAACCAAGCAACGAUAGAUUAUGUGUACUAGAUAGAAUGAGCAAUAAUGAGCUGCUGUUCAUUCGGGAAACUUUAAACAAAAACGAAAAGGCGACAAGUCCACAAUAUUGUGGGGUGAAUGUAUUUCAGUCCAAUUCAGUCCAGAAUGCGGAAAUUACGGGAAAAUCUGGAGAUCGAUUGUUAAAAAUAUUAAAUCAGAAUACGUUUGAUGAAGCAAAUCAGUAUGGCAAGAAAAAUUCACAGGGACAAACAAGUAACAAUUUGGCUGCGGUCUUAGAUCUUACCGAAGCAUUUAGUUAUGUUAAUGAAAUAAAUACGCAGAACACAUUGUGUAUUUCACCAGAUAGAGAAACAUGGAAUGAUACAGCAGUGGGCCAUGCGAUUGAUGAAGCACUGGUUAAAACUGCUAAUGCAAAUAAUACCCCAUGGGCAUCAUCGAUUAAGCGAGCUAAUGAUUAUAAUCGCAUGCAGAUCAGGCUAAAUAAGAGAAAUGCUCAGUCAUUCUCAUCGAUUGAACCUAUGGAAAAUCCUAAAAAGGCUAGAACAACAGUUUUUGAAAAUUGCCAACCAGUUAUUUCGAAAGACGAAAAAAAGAGAAGAAUAGCUGAAAAGUUGGCUAAACUGGCUGUACAAAGAGAGCAAUAUAUGCGAUUUAUAGAGGCCGAGAAAAAAAAACAGCUUGAGCAAGAGGAGAAAGCAAAAGUACAUAUGGAUUCAGUAAAACGAUGUACUAAAAAAAGAUGUGUUGAAUUACCCGAGCCCGAAUACUACGGAUGGCGAGAAAGCAGCCCACGUCCCAUUGCUACACAGAUACUCAACCCUUUCGAUACUGAUCUAGAAGAGAACGAUGGAGAAGCACCCGUGCUGUCUAAAAGAGAAGAGCAGAAUCAAGGAAAUAAAGCAGGCAUUGUGGAGCUAGGUGGAAACGCUGCUGUAAUAGAAACAAUUGUCAUAACCAAUAAAACAAUAUGUUUUACUUCAACUACACGAUAUGACAGAGAUGCCUUGGUGACCAUGGUUCUGGAAUUAGGUGGAGCAGUAUGCAAUGAAUUCGGUGAAAAGGUAACCCAUUUAGUUUGCGGUCGGAUAGUGCGCAAUGAAAAAUUGCUUUGUUCAAUUGCCAAGGGACUCUUAAUUGUCGACGAGGAUUAUGUUAUCGAUUCUCAUGCACAGUCAAAGUGGCUUGAGGCCGGUAAUUACGAAUGGGGAAGUGCUCACUCAGUGACCAAACACGGCCUCCUUUCAUCACAGCGUUUUCUUUCUUUUGCAUUGGCAUGCCCUCGAUGGCGACAGAAGAUCGAAAAGAAUUCGGCUGAAAGAGCCUUCCACAAUUGGAAAGCAUUACUUUACUGCGGUCGUCGUCGAUUUGCCGAUCUUAAGCGUAUCAUUCGUUUCGGUGGUGGAGAAGCGUAUUUAAGAGAUGAUAUCUGCUCACUGGAAGGAUUCACUGUUGCGCUUGUAGAAAAGUCAAGAUUUUGGAAUUCUCAGGAAGUGGUGGAGCUUAUCAAGAACAAUAUACAGUGUUUCGACAUAGACUUUCUCGCUACAUACUUAACACUAGAAAAAGAAUAUGAAGUUGAGAAACACUUCCACAAAGAUUAUGUGGUUGAAUUAAACCGCAUAUCACGAUGCAAGCAUUCACUGUGA